Molecule: messenger RNA, 3994 nt
Organism: Oldenlandia corymbosa var. corymbosa
Lineage: Eukaryota; Viridiplantae; Streptophyta; Magnoliopsida; Gentianales; Rubiaceae
Source: the annotation of a GenBank genome assembly
GGUCAUCUCCCUAUUUUAAUCUCAAUCUUUCCCACAAAAAUUCUCAAAAUUUUUUUUUCCCUCAAAGUAAAACACAAGAGUCCAGUGUACUCAGUACCACUCAGUAGCAUUUUAGCCAGCAUUUUCAGAACUCUGUUCCUUUUUUUUAUAUAUAAGUACAGCACAUCAGAAAGACAUAUAUCCUUUUAGUCAGUCAGUCCAACUCUCUCUUUACAGUUAAUUAACGACUUUCCUUUCCAGCUCUCCCUUCUUCCUUCAACCUAGUGGAGUUAUAUAACUUACUUACUGUUCAUCAUCUUCUUCUCCUGAGGAUCUAGAUCCACAAAGAAAGAUGAUAACUUGGCAUGAUCUCUACGUGGUGUUAUCCGCGGUGAUCCCACUGUAUGUGGCCAUGAUUUUGGCCUAUGGCUCUGUUCGGUGGUGGAAAAUCUUCACCCCUGACCAAUGCUCCGGCAUCAACCGGUUCGUGGCGGUUUUCGCCGUCCCUUUACUCUCAUUCCACUUCAUUUCCACCAACAACCCCUACGAGAUGAAUCUCCGGUUCAUCGCCGCCGAUACUCUCCAGAAAGUCAUAAUGUUAGUCGUGCUUGCCUUAUGGGCUAACCUCACCAGAAAUGGCAGCCUGGAAUGGAGCAUCACCAUUUUCUCCUUGUCCACGCUUCCCAACACUCUGGUCAUGGGAAUUCCUCUGUUGAUUGCUAUGUAUAAUCCUUACGCCGGAAGUUUAAUGGUCCAAGUCGUGGUUUUACAGUGCAUUAUUUGGUAUACUCUGUUACUCUUCCUGUUCGAAUACAGGGGAGCCAAGAUGUUAAUCAUGGAGCAAUUCCCGGAGACCGCCGCCUCGAUUGUUUCGUUCAAGGUGGAAUCCGACGUGGUUUCCCUCGACGGGCAAGAUUUUCUUGAAACCGACGCCGAGAUUGGUGACGACGGCAAGCUUCACGUCGUUGUUCGGAAAUCGAAUGCUUCUCGGCGGUCGUUGGGUCUCUCCGGGAUGACUCCCCGGCCGUCGAAUCUCACCGGAGCUGAGAUUUACAGCUUGAGCUCAUCGAGGAAUCAGACGCCCAGAACGUCUAACUUCAACCAUACUGAUUUCUACUCGAUGAUGGGUUUUGGCGGCCGGUUGUCCAACUUCGGUAACUCCGAUACGGGUCGGUUAUCCAAUUUCGGCCCGGGUGACAUGUAUUCCGUGAACUCCUCCCGAGGACCAACUCCGAGACCGUCAAACUUCGAAGAAGCCUGCACCACUGCUCCCGGAGCCGGCGGCGGCCUAAUGAGCUCCCCAAGAUUCGGGUUUUACCCGGGUCAGGCUGUGAACCCAACUUCGUAUCCAGCUCCGAACCCGGAAAUCGCGUCUACUCUGCCGAAAACAGGGAAGAACCAAGUCCAACCGGGCCACCACCACCAGCCGCCGCCGCCGCCGCACCUCCCGCCGGCGAGUAUGAAUAACAAUAACAACAAAACAAGCCAUGAUGCGAAAGAGCUGCACAUGUUUGUGUGGAGUUCGAGUGCGUCACCGGUGUCGGAAGUUGGUGGGUUACACGUGUUCGGCGGGCCCGACUUUGUGGCUAAUGAUCAAUCCGGACGGUCCGAUGGCGCCAAGGAAAUCCGGAUGUUGGUUUCCGAUCACCCGCAUAACGGGGAAAAUAAAGGCGCUCCACAAAGUGGGGAAUAUGUGAGAGAGGAUUUUAGCUUUGGCGGUGGAGGAAGGGAUCAUGGGGAGGAUGAGGAGAAAGAUAAAGAAGGUGGUGGUGGUGGACCCACUGGUUUGUCUAAACUGGGGUCCAGCUCCACUGCUGAGCUACACCCGAAGACAGCCGGGCUUCAAGAUUCCGGCGUCGGCAAACAGAUGCCUCCGGCCAGUGUCAUGACCCGACUCAUUUUGAUCAUGGUUUGGAGGAAGCUUAUCCGCAACCCAAACACAUACUCAAGUCUCAUUGGUCUUAUAUGGUCCUUAAUUUCAUUCAGGUGGAAUGUGCAAAUGCCGAUAAUUAUAAAGCAAUCCAUUUCUAUCUUGUCAGAUGCUGGUCUUGGAAUGGCAAUGUUUAGUCUUGGUGAGUAAUUUUUAUUUUAUUUUUUAAUACGAAAUAAGCAAAUCAUGGUUGGGAAAGGGAAGAACACUGCAUAUGUGUAACUUGUGACACUUUACUUUCUUCGGAUUUUUAUUUUUGGACGGAAGCAGUAACAUUAUUGUCACACAUUUGAAUCGGCCAAAAAUUAGUAGUCAAUAUAAGCGAAUCAUGUGUUUAUGAAACUUUAUCCAAUAAACACACUAAUAUGAAUGGUUGUGAUCAAUGAAUGACCAUGCAACCGUGAUUUUUUUUUUUUUUCUUUUUAAAUAUCUUCAGCCAAAAAGAAAUUCACAUUAUCACUGUGUUGGAUUGACCACCCGACACAAGGGGCCGAUAGGGCGAUUGUCGCUAGCGGUCCAUGAAAAGUUUUCAUGGUGGGUUGAUUGAGCCCAUCAACAUCAAGGAGUUAAAUUUACACACACUAGCGGUGGUGAUGGUAGUGGUGAAAUGCCAAAAUGGGGGUAGUAAUGUAAAAGCCAAAAGUUGGUUGGAAUUUAAUUCAACUAUAUUUUGAAUUUUAUUUUAAGUAUUUUUUUUUCUGGGUUGGGACAAGUUGGUAAUAAUAAUUGGGAUGUUAAUUGUGAACGUGAUAGGUUUGUUUAUGGCCCUUCAACCCAAGAUCAUAGCAUGUGGAAACUCGGUGGCUGCUUUCGCCAUGGCUGUUAGGUUUCUCACUGGUCCAGCUGUUAUGGCCGCUGCUUCCAUUGCCAUUGGCCUCCGUGGUACCCUUCUCCAUAUCGCCAUCGUCCAGGUAUGUUGAAGAAAAGCGUUUUUGUUUUUGUUUUUAUUUUUGUUUUCAUUUUCAUUUUCAUUCUCGCUAAAUGUUAAAAAUUCGAGCCGUAACUUUUUGAUUGAUCAACUUGUAUAUACAUUUCAAAUUAAUGCCAUUACGUAACAGGCUGCUCUUCCACAAGGGAUUGUACCAUUUGUGUUUGCGAAAGAAUACAAUGUCCAUCCAGCUAUUCUUAGCACCGGGUAAGUGCAUCCAUUUGGUUAUCUUUUCUUUCCGUCUCAAAGUAAGAGUCGUUCUGAUGUCAAGAUCUAAUUUUUUUAAAAAUUUGUGUAAAUUUUCAGGGUGAUUUUCGGGAUGUUGAUUGCAUUGCCAAUUACGUUGGUCUACUACAUUGUUCUUGGAUUAUGAACAAGAUAAGACUUUGGAAGUGAGUAAUUUGGUGGGAGGACGAGCCGUAUUAUAUCAAAAAAAAAAAAAAAACUGACUUUAUAUAUUGAUGAAGAUUGAACUGACUGAUUCUCAAGGCAGAGAAAGAAGAUGAAGAAUUCAAAAGAAAAUUGUAGGAAAUUGAUGAAGUGGCAUCAAUAUCAAAAUAGAGAGCAGUUGGAAGAAUCCAAAAAUGGUUGGAUUUAAUUAAGGUUUGAACAUCCCUGAUAUGAGGAUCAUGCCCCCCAUAGCCGUCUACGAGACAAACACAAAUUAUGUGGAAAAGAAGAAAUCUUCAAAAUUGGAGAAAAGGAAUGAAGGCUUUUAGUCUAGCAGAAAGGGAACAAGAGACAGUAAAUCAAGGGAAAGGAAAAAAGAGAACUGAAUUGAAUUGAAUGGAUUUUUCUUGUGGGCAAUAAUUGCGCAUGGAAAGAAUGCAAUUUGGGGAGUAUCAUUAUUAUUAUUUUUUUUUUGAGUCAAUAGUUCACAUCUAAUCCAAGUGGAUAAAUAGUAGUAGUAGGUAUAGGAUCUCUGCUGUUUCUGUAUUUUUUUUUUUAAUUUUUUUUCGGGUUUGUCAAUAUGGAUCUUGGUAAUUAAUCUAGAUUAAAUUAAGUGAUCUUUCCUCAUUUUUUUAAAAUUGUACUGUUUGUUAACGUUGGACAUGUAGAUUAUCUAAUGUAUCUUCGUAACUUUUAGUGCCUCUUUUCAUUGAGUGUAAAUUAUGCAUACUUUGAGCAAGUAAAAUACUUAAAAUAGAUAGUGGAUA